Molecule: messenger RNA, 1050 nt
Organism: Aspergillus nidulans FGSC A4
Lineage: Eukaryota; Fungi; Ascomycota; Eurotiomycetes; Eurotiales; Aspergillaceae
Product: putative salicylate hydroxylase
Exons: 5
Coding region: 1-1050 (349 amino acids)
Molecular function (GO): oxidoreductase activity
Source: RefSeq, a predicted model, not a curated record
AUGAAGGUCAUUAUCGUGGGAGCUGGAAUUGGCGGUCUUGCGACCGGGAUCGCGCUACGUCGAAAGGGACACGAUGUAAAGAUAUUCGAACGGUCCAGUCUCCUCCGCGAGGUGGGCGCGGCUAUCAAUGUCUGUCCCAACGCGUCCCAAGUCCUGGCGCAGUGGGGGUUCGACUUCAAGAGAUCGCGAAUGGUCACCGCACGUAGCCAUCUGCGAGCGUCCGGAAUCACCCUCCAGACUAACUUCACCGCAACCUACCCUGACUUCGCUUCGCUUUACGGCGGUCCCUGGCUGAUGGCUCACCGGGUGGACCUCCAUUCGGAGCUGCGGCGAGUCGCCGUCGACCCGGAGGGGAUAGGGAAGCCGGUAGAGCUCGUUCUGCAGGCGGAAGUCGUUGAUUACAAUGCGGAAAACGGAUCUAUCACGCUUAGAGAUGAAUCAAUCCAUUAUGCUGACCUGCUGGUGGCAGCCGACGGCGUACAUAGUUCGGCCAUCCGCCAUGUUGUCGGUCACCCCACCCCUGUGGUCGCGACUGGCUGGGCUGUCUUUCGCUGGUUGAUUCCAACCGAAGAACUCGAGGGGGACCCCGAAAUUGCUUCCUUGCUGGAAGGCCCUUUGAGUGUCCAGGAUGUAACACGAUCCAGAACUUUGUCGCUAUACAUGAAGAUCGGCGGGCCAAUGAUGAGCGAGAAGAUCUCUAACCAGCCCGCAGAUCAAGGCCAAGGAGGAGCACAGGCAAUUGAGGACGGCGCCGCCCUAGGCGAGAUAUUCGCCGGUGUACAGGACCCGCUCACGAAAGACGAGAUCCACGAUCGCCUCAAGGUCUUUGAGAAGGUCCGGUUGCGACGCGUAUCUGCAAUGCAAAUCUUGUCGGACGCGGGUCAAGAUCGUGUCUUUGAGGUCCGUGAACGUGCCCAGCAGUAUAUGCCCGAGGGUGUCAAGGUGCCAUCGAACCAGCAGGAAUUCUGGGACCAUAACUUUGGCUACGAUAUCCUCGCGGAUACUCGGUGCCACUUACAGGCUUAUCUAAAGGGGCUGGCAUCACACUAA